Molecule: messenger RNA, 1531 nt
Organism: Onychostoma macrolepis
Lineage: Eukaryota; Metazoa; Chordata; Actinopteri; Cypriniformes; Cyprinidae
Gene: mmadhca
Product: metabolism of cobalamin associated Da
Exons: 8
Coding region: 128-1048 (306 amino acids)
Biological process (GO): cobalamin metabolic process
Cellular component (GO): mitochondrion
Source: RefSeq, a predicted model, not a curated record
CAACAUUUUACAUUUUUUCGCGACUUUUGUGCUCUGCGGCGCUCCGUCAUGACGUUAUGACGUCCAGCGUGCGAACGUGAUCAGCUGAACCUUGAGAAGACAAACUGGGUGGAGCUGUGCACACAUUAUGGCGAGUGUGCUGUGCAGGAGGGUCAGACAGGUGAGUCAGUCGUCUGUGGUUCACACACUGGCUCAGAGGAUCGUGGCCGUCAGAGGUUUUUCAGCCGCGGGUUCGUCUGGAUCAGAUGAGCCAUAUAUAGCUGUACCAUCUCAAAACUCAGGUCCCAGGACAGUGUGGCCAGAUGAGACCAUGGGUCCGUUUGGGCCUCAGGAUCAGCGCUUCCAGUUGCCAGGUAAUGUGGGUUUCGACUGUCACCUGAAGGGUACCGUUUUACAGAUCAACGGGCCGGUUCACAGGACGGUCCCGGACGUUUUAACCGCCCCAUCCACCACAGAGAGACACGAGUUCAUCCUCGCUCAGUUCGUUAAUGAGUAUCAGGGUAGAGAAGCAUCUCUGAUGGCGCAGAGAGUCAGUAAAGCUGAACACUAUUUCAGUCAGUCAGAUGUGGAGUGUUCCAUGCAUUCCUGCCCAGAGCUGCUGAAGAAAGAGUUGGAGCUGUUUUUCCCAGUGCUGCCUGAGAGCCCCAUCACUGUCGUCACCGUAACACCGAAGAACCAGAAAACGGCCACAGAAGAUCAGAACAGAGAUCAACACGAACUACUAGAUCAUUUUGUCAGUGGUGCUAAAGAAAUCUGCUUUACGCUGUGGAGAGGAGGAUACUGGGCCGAUUUCAUCAAUCCACUGUCAGGAAAAGCUUGUUUUCCGUUGCAGUUUUUUGGCGAGGAGAUGCCGGACUCUGUUCUACAGCAGAACGCUGAGCGUCACGCUGGCUUUCACAUCGAGGACCUUGCGUCGUGUACGGUCAUACGCCACGUCUUCAAGGGGAUGUCCACGUUUGUCUUAACGCUCAUCACUAACGCACCUUCCAACAGUCUGAUAAUGGAGAAACUUCAGGGACACUCCAGCGCCUCAGAGGACAGAGACUGAUGGACGUUUGCAAACCUGCACAAUAUCUACCAAAAUAACGUACUGUUUCUUAUAGAAGAGAUUUUUGAAUACAAACUUGUUGGUUGUGAUAUUACAAAAUGAGAUUUUGAAAGCAGCUGCUGUUGUGAGCCGAUUCAAAGAACACACACAGCAAAAAUGCUAAUUUAUUAAAUAAAAAAAAUACAAACACUUACAAUAUAAUAAACGCGUUUAAAUUCCGAUGUGAAUCCACAUGGUGCUUUACAAAACAUCAGCAGCCUUUGAGAGAACGUACCGUCGGUAAAACGUCGUCUAGAGUCGGGACGUCUGAAAGAGGAAACAACUCAACUAGUGCCACAAUGUCUGACUAACAAGAUUUUUUGGGUAAACAAAUCAUCUGUGCGUCAUGAUUUUAGUGCGCUAGAAUACUAUUGGAUUAACUGUUCAUUUCAGUUUGACUGAUUCUUGUCUUGUUGAAUGUGAAUAAAGUUUGUUCUCACCCAG